Candoia aspera is the source of this 1292-nucleotide messenger RNA. It is a transcript of the gene COQ3, whose product is annotated as coenzyme Q3, methyltransferase. The record is from RefSeq and is a predicted model, not a curated record. NCBI's taxonomy places the organism in Eukaryota, Metazoa, Chordata, Lepidosauria, Squamata, Candoiidae. Bases 54 to 1115 code for a protein of 353 amino acids. Gene Ontology annotation, biological process: ubiquinone biosynthetic process. The transcript has 7 exons. Gene Ontology annotation, molecular function: 2-methoxy-6-polyprenyl-1,4-benzoquinol methyltransferase activity. Gene Ontology annotation, cellular component: mitochondrion.
CCUCCCCGCUCGCCCGCCUUCCACUCCGGGUACCCAGGAGGCCUUCGUAGCGUAUGGAGAGCUGGGCUAGGAGCUCGCUGCGGGGAGCGAGGCGGCUGUGGGUUCCUCGCCCCCAUGUGGCGGGAAGCCGGACGGCCUGUUGGCGCCCCCUGAAUCUGUGGGCAUUAUCGGGUAAUCACAAUAGUCAACUUCAUCAGAUAUUUCAAGAAUCCUUCCAUGUGAAAGUUCAGUUAAACUAUGGCGUACUUGUUAAUUUGCCUAAAGUGAGAAACAAAAUGUCACUCACAAGUCAACCAUACAGCACAACAGUAGAUGCAGAAGAAAUGAAAAAAUUCCAACCGUUGGCACACAAGUGGUGGGAUGAAGAUGGAGAAUAUGCAGCCCUUCAUUCUAUGAAUGAUAUUAGAGUGCCUUUCAUUAGAGAUACUGUAUUGAAUAUGAAAAAUGACCAUCAGCUAGGAAGCCCUCUCUUUAGCAUGAAGAUCCUAGAUGUUGGCUGUGGCGGUGGAUUGCUUUCUGAGCCCCUAGGUAGACUGGGAGCUUCAGUUACUGGAAUUGAUCCUUUGGAAGACAACAUUCGGACAGCGGAACUGCAUAAAUCAUUUGAUCCAGUCCUUACUAAGAGGAUUCAGUACAGAACCUGUACACUAGAGGAUAUUGUGGAAGAGGAAUCAGAAAAAUUUGACAUCAUUGUUGCUUCUGAAGUAGUAGAACAUGUGGCUGAUGUUGAAAAGCUAAUCAGAUGCUUUGGUGAAGUGUUGAAACCUGAAGGUUCCCUCUUUAUUACUACAAUCAACAAAACACAGCUUUCCUAUAUUUUUGGCAUUAUUUUUGCUGAGAGAUUACUGGGCAUUGUUCCGGCAGGCACUCAUGACUGGGAGAAGUUCAUAGCACCUGAAGAGUUAGAGCGUCUCCUAGAAUCGAAUGGUUUUUUAGUUAAGGUAGUCAAAGGCAUGUUAUACAACCCCCUUUUUGGAUCCUGGAGCUGGAUUGGAAGCACUAGCAUUAACUAUGCACUCCAUGCGAUUAAAGCAAGUAUGCAAGAACAACUGGAUCUGAAGGAAGCCUCCACAGAGCAUCAACAAGCAGAAGCUAACAUCAGAACUGCUAGCUAAGACAUAAUGUCUGUAGUUAUUACAGAAGCACGGAAGAAGAUGUGAUAAAUAGCUGUAAUCAGAAAGGGGCAAGCAACCUCAAGUGUUGGAGAAAGUGUUUGCUGCCACAUGGUAGAUUUAUUAUUUGUUUGUAAUAUCAGAUAUAUGUGAAUAAAUAUUCUGUGUAAUUUGCUGGAA